Molecule: messenger RNA, 2462 nt
Organism: Theileria parva strain Muguga
Lineage: Eukaryota; Apicomplexa; Aconoidasida; Piroplasmida; Theileriidae
Product: LsmAD domain protein
Exons: 9
Coding region: 152-2407 (751 amino acids)
Biological process (GO): cytoplasmic stress granule assembly
Cellular component (GO): cytoplasmic stress granule
Molecular function (GO): RNA binding
Source: RefSeq, a predicted model, not a curated record
UGACCUUAGUUUUACCUAUUUUUGCUGUUUUGUCACUUCCGUAAUAUAUAUUAAUUUUUUGGACUCACCAAUAACCCAAUUAUAUAUUUUUUCCGAUCUACCUAUCCAGUUGGGAGACAUUAUGAAUAAUAUUAAUUUGUAUUACUCUUAAAUGUACAACACCAUGAAUACAGUCGUUUCAUCAGGGAAUUCUAAUUCAUAUAAGCAUGACAAAAAAGCAAUAUUUCUUUAUAAACUCAACGAGGAGAGAUGGGCCUACAUCAUGUCCUGCUUGAUCGACAAGGAAGUCGUUGUUAACCUUGAAAAUGGGUCAGAAAUAAAGGGAACAUUUAACUCGUUCGACCCAGGAAGUAGGGGCACGAACAGAGCAGUUGACAUUGCAUUAAACCCAAACCCUGCCUCAGAGGAUGAAAAUCUACGCACUAAGCCAACCAUAGUCUAUGGAAAUGAGUACCAUUUUUUCACCUCCCGCCAAAUUAGCAGAAAUUUGUUCAAGCAAAGGGAACACAGACCCAAUUCCUCAAGAAAGCCAUCUUAUGGAAAGUUUAAGACUGAUUCAGAAAUAUCUUCCACCAAACCCAUUAAAGUUAACUCGGUAUUGACGGAGUGGAGAUCAACAGAAUCCGUCAACGAAUCUCAACUUGUUGAACUCGAAAAAACACAAUCUGAAGAGUGGGACCAAUUUGAGACUAACAACAAGGAGUAUGGAGUUGUAUCAACCUUUGAUGAGAAUCUGUAUACCACAUCCCUUAACCUUAGCGAAAUCCCGGAUAGUGUGAGGGAAAAGGCAGACCAGAUUGCAACUGAAAUUGAGAAUAACCCAGAAACUAAUUUCGCUCAGAUCGAGUCAACUUUAGAAGACGAGGAUGUUGCGAACAUCGAAGUUAAACCCCCUCCAAAGCCUCAAAAGGAAUCCAGGAAAAGAGAUAAAAACACCUCAAGAUCAAGGUCUAAAACCUUAUCACAUGAGCCUCCAACUGAAAAGAUGGCUGAAGUUGUCCACCCUCAAGAAACUGAGAAACCAGAAAUGGAGAGGCAACAAUCAUCAAGAUCCAAACACGACAAGCACUUUUCACACCAAAUCGGAGUUAACGCACUUAACAUCGAGCCUGCCCACCAAAGAAAUGAUGCAUUUGGAUCCUUUACAGACAGAAAGCAAAGGCAUUCAGUAGAAUCUGAAAAACAAAAUAAGAGUUUUGACAAAACUGAACGUCAAGAAAGAUCAGAAAGGGCCGAAAGAUCUGAGAAGUCUGUCGAAAGGGCUGAAAAAAUGGAAAGAGAUAGACCUGAGAGGCUAGAUAAACCCGAACUACCAAGUGAAAAGCCAGAAAGAGUAGUUGAUAGCCUUGAAAGGGUGGAUAAGUUCGAAAGACCAGAUAAACCCAUUGAAAGAGCAGACAAGUAUGAUAGGGCUGAAAAAAUCGACAGAUCUGAUAGAUUAGAGAGGCAUGAAAGGUAUGAUAGACAAGACCGUUUUGAUAGAUAUGAGAGGUUCGAAAGACCAGAAAGAGGAGACAAAUUAGAUAGGAUGGAGAGGGGUGAUAGGUUUGAAAGACAUGAUAGAACGGAUACCCGAGAAAGGAGUGAUUUGUCACCAUCCUUUCAAAGGAAUGAAGAAAGGACUAUUAUGGAUACAGAUUCCAUGAGGUAUACCAAACAACAAGGCCAAUAUCAACCUCCAAAGCCACCCAAGUCGGAUUCAGACCACCAGAAGAAGUCAUUUAAGUUUAAUCCAAACGCAUCGAGCUUUACACCUGGGAUUACUACGGAUAAACCAGCAACUACCCGCGAUCAUGAGUUCCAAACACCAACUGUUACUCCAAAGGUUACUCUGCCGAGAAGAACGGAGUUUAGACCAUUCAAACAAUUGAGUCGAUUCCCAAGACUAGAUUUAAGAGAGUUCAGAGCUUCUAAUAGCUCCAGGUUUACUGACCCAGGAUAUGAAGAAAGAUGGGCAGGAAACGGUAGUGUAAGUUACAGAGAUAUUUUGGGUGAUCUUAACCCACUUCACCUCCAAACUAUGCAAAUGAGACCACCACAUCACGUUAUUACACACCCACAAAUGCCACCUGUCAUAUUCCCAAUGGGCCCUCAACUCGCUUACCCGCCUUACACCAUGGGAUCACUACCUGUUGGAAUGGUGCACUACGGUCCACAGCUGCAUCCGAGAUUGUACAACGGUGUCCAGUACGCACCUGUAAUACCAAACCAUGUCAUGCCUCGGAGAAACCACAUGCCCGCAAACCAACACUAUCCUCCCAUGAACAUGAACAUGAACAUGCUGUACAAACAAUCUCAACCGCAGUCUAUGCCAAAGGACCAGUACCUGAAGUCUCGUAGCAGUGAUGGCUUUGACGAUAAACAGAAAGGUUACGGAAACAACUCUAAGCAGAUCGCAAAAAGAUGAUUUACGAGUCCGCAUUUUAAUGUCUAGUAAUUAUUUUUAAUUUCUGCGCCUUCUA